GCGCACUCGCCAUGGCAAUGGGUGGCGGCGGCGGCGUCCCGGAGCGGGAAGACGCCGUGCUGUUCCGGCGUGGAACAGGCCAGAGCGACGACGCUGACAUCUGGGAUGAUACGGCACUGAUCAAGGCCUACGAUAAAGCUGUAGCUUCCUUUAAGAAUGCUCUAAAGAAUGGAGAAAUUUGUGAAGCUACUGACAAACCAAAACUCACACCUAAAAGAAAGCCUACUAAGAAGAAAAAGAGCCAGAAAAAGACCGUCACGACUCCACUGAAGCAGUGGAAAGUUGGUGAUAAAUGUUCCGCCAUUUGGUCAGAAGAUGGCUGCAUUUACCCAGCUACCAUCACUUCAGUUGAUCUUAAGAGAGAAACUUGUGUUGUGGUUUACACCGGAUAUGGAAACAGAGAGGAGCAACAUCUGUCUGAUCUACUUCUCCCAACCUUUGGAGGAGUUCAUAAUGUAGACCAGAAUGCUCAAGAGAAUGAAAACGAAAGUCAAAUUUCAACAGAUGAAAGUGAAAGUUCCUCCAGGUCUCUUGGAAACAAACCAAAUACCAAGUCUAAAGCGGCACCAUGGAGCUCCUUUCUACCUCCACCCCCCCCAAUGCCGGCAUCCGGGAUGGGGCCAGGAAAGCCAAGCCUCAAGUUCAAUGGACCACCCCCUCCCCCACCACCUUUUCUAUCAUGCUGGCUACCUCCAUUUCCUUCUGGCCCACCAAUUAUCCCCCCACCACCUCCCAUUUGCCCAGAUUCUCUGGAUGAUGCCGAUGCUCUGGGAAGUAUGCUGAUCUCUUGGUACAUGAGUGGCUAUCAUACUGGCUAUUACAUGGGUGUCAGACAAAAUCAAAAAGAAGGAAAGUGUUCGCAUUUCAGUUAAGGAGUAACACUGUCUCCAAAGGAGAAUGCUAUUUUGAUGUUCCCUGGUCAAUAUGAAAAACAUCCUUUUCUUCGAGAACACUUGGUUGGAUAGCACAGUCUGCAUUGUUUCCAGUUCCGGGCUUACAUCACCAACGAAGUGUUUUUAGAGUAGGAUUUCUUUGAAUGACUGAACAAUGGAGAUGUGGUUCAUUAAAAGAAACUCUUGGUCACAGAGUGCAUAAAAGUCAGUCUGUGUCAAAAUUAGAAUUGAGGGUGUUUUUAUAUUGUAACUUUCUUAGCAUGCUAAAUUUUUAUUAAUGCUAUAAAAAAUAAAUGUGAUAUGCAAGUC
Echinops telfairi (small Madagascar hedgehog) is the source of this 1202-nucleotide messenger RNA. RefSeq names its product survival of motor neuron 2, centromeric (gene SMN2). The record is from RefSeq and is a predicted model, not a curated record. The coding region runs from base 12 to 872 and encodes 286 amino acids. Gene Ontology annotation, biological process: regulation of alternative mRNA splicing, via spliceosome; mRNA processing. NCBI's taxonomy places the organism in Eukaryota, Metazoa, Chordata, Mammalia, Afrosoricida, Tenrecidae. The transcript has 9 exons. Gene Ontology annotation, cellular component: nucleus; precatalytic spliceosome; cytoplasm. Gene Ontology annotation, molecular function: RNA binding.